AUGAGCAGAGGAAGCGUCUCUCUCUCUCUUUGCCCCACUCCAGAGUUCUACCCCAAGCCCACCAUUUCCCUCAGCCCCAGUGGGGAGCUGGCGCCAGGGUCGGACGUCUCUUUCUACUGCCACGGCUCGCGGUCGCGCGUGCGCUUCCGGCUGUACCGGGCGGGGGUGGCACUGAGGCACACGGAGCCAGCCAGCUCUACGGCCGAAUUCCGCAUCGCCAACAUCCGGCGGGAGGACGGGGGCAGCUACACCUGCCUCUACGAGAGCCUGACGGAGCCGCCCAGCGUGUCCCCCCACAGCGACCCCAUAGAGCUGGUGGUAGCAGCAAAGUUCUACCCCAAGCCCACCAUCUCCCUCAGCCCCAGCGGGGAGCUGGCGCCAGGGUCGGACGUCUCUUUCUACUGCCACGGCUCGCGGUCGCGCGUGCGCUUCCGGCUGUACCGGGCGGGGGUGGCGCUGAGGCACACGGAGCCAGCCAGCUCACGCCCGGCUGGAGGACAGGGGAAGCUACACCUGCCUCUACGAGAGCCUGACGGAGCCGCCCAGCGUGUCCCCCCACAGCGACCCCAUAGAGCUGGUGGUAGCAGGUGA
Messenger RNA from Pelodiscus sinensis (Chinese soft-shelled turtle), 591 nucleotides. Lineage: Eukaryota; Metazoa; Chordata; Testudines; Trionychidae. The record is from RefSeq and is a predicted model, not a curated record.